Messenger RNA from Aureobasidium melanogenum CBS 110374, 1896 nucleotides. Its product is annotated as UV-endonuclease UvdE. Gene Ontology annotation, biological process: response to UV; nucleotide-excision repair; mitochondrial DNA repair. The record is from RefSeq and is a predicted model, not a curated record. Gene Ontology annotation, molecular function: endonuclease activity. Lineage: Eukaryota; Fungi; Ascomycota; Dothideomycetes; Dothideales; Saccotheciaceae. Gene Ontology annotation, cellular component: mitochondrion; nucleus. Bases 1 to 1896 code for a protein of 631 amino acids. The transcript has 2 exons.
AUGGACGACCCAGAGGCCGAGGGUGAUGAGGAGGCCGACGAGGAAGAAUUGUCCGCUGCUUUGGCUAGACCUCCCCCUGUCAACAGUGAUUACCUUCCGCUUCCUUGGAAGGGAAGGCUGGGUUAUGCUUGCUUGAACACCUAUCUUCGCUACAGCACACCACCCGUGUUCGCUUCUCGUACUUGUCGCAUUGCCUCAAUCUUAGAACACAGACAUCCUCUCCGCGAUCCUAGUCAGCCAGAACAUCCCACCAAGAACCGUCCUGAUCGCGAGCAGCCUGCCAGUGUUGAGCGAGGCCAAAAGUAUGUCGAAGCACUUGGCCUGGCCAAUGCUAGAGAUGUCAUCAAGAUGCUCAGAUGGAACCACAAGUAUGGCAUCAAGUUCUUGCGUCUGUCAAGCGAGAUGUUCCCCUUUGCUUCCCAUGAGGAGUAUGGAUACAAGCUUACACCUUUCGCUGCCGAGACAUUGGCAGAGGUUGGCAAAGUAGUUGCCGAGUUGGGCCAUCGUGUAACAACUCAUCCUGGCCAAUUCACUCAGCUGGGAUCACCACGCAAGCAGGUCAUUGAUAAUGCUCUCCGCGACUUGGAAUACCACGAUGAAAUGCUUUCUCUCUUGAAACUACCCGAGCAGAUGAACAGGGAUGCAGUCAUGAUCUUGCAUCUGGGAGGCGUGUUUGGUGACAAGGCAGCCACUCUUGACAGGUUCCGUGAGAACUACAAGGCACUUCCUCAAUCAAUCAAGAACAGAUUGGUGCUCGAGAACGACGAUGUCAGUUGGUCGGUCCACGAACUGCUGCCUAUUUGCGAGGAACUCAACAUCCCGAUGGUCCUUGACUACCACCACCAUAACAUCAUUUUUGAUGCCGAGCAGAUCCGCGAGGGAACAAAAGAUAUUUGCGACCUCUAUCCUCGCAUCAAGGCAACUUGGGACAAGAAGGGUAUCAAACAGAAGAUGCACUAUUCCGAGCCGACUCCUGCUGCCAUUACAGGUAGGCAGAGGAGAAAGCAUAACCCACGUGUGGCCACUUUGCCGCCUUGCGCAGAUGACAUGGAUCUUAUGAUCGAGGCCAAAGACAAGGAGCAGGCGGUCUUCGAGUUGAUGAAAACUUUCAAGCUACCUGGGUUCGACACUUUCAACGACAUCAUCCCACAUGUCAGAAACGAUGACAACAAGGCAGCUAUGCAAGCUUCCAACAAGAAGAAGGCAACCCCAAAGAAGAAGGGCAAGCAAGUCAAGGACGAGGACGAGGAGAUGGAAGAUGAUGAAGGUUCGCUCGUAAAUGGUGAAUCUUCUACCUUGGUGCCUGAAGAGGAGGUCGGCAUGGGAGGCCCCGAAGGCCGCGUCUACUGGCCACCAGGCAUGGAAGAUUGGCUUCGACCCAAGAAGCGCGAAGUCAAACCAAAGACGACCGGUUCAGCAAAAAAAGUUACACCAGCACAGAAGAGAAAGGCACUUGCCGAUGCUGUCGCCCUUGAGGCUGCUGUCAAAGAGCAGGAAGUGUCUGAUGAAGAGGCAGCAGAGGCAGCCACACCAGCAACCAAGAAAGCCAAGGAAGCUCUCAAAGCAAGAGCCGCUGCUGCACGAGCAAAGUCAGAUGCUAUGCACACCGUAACUGCUCCUCCCAGCGCCGCGGCAGUAGCACCUACAACAGCAACGAAGUCAGCUCCUAAGCGUAAGGCCUCUGCACCAAAACCGAAGAAGGAAAAGGAGGAGAAGGUUGAGGUUACACCACCGACCAGCGACGACUCAGAGCUCGAGUUGGGCUCGUCAGAAGAUGAUGCACCCGCCACUGCACCUAAGCGUCCCGCCCCCCGCGCCGGAGCAAGAUCGAGUGGCAGGGCAAACAAGUCCAAGGUCAGCUAUCAGGAGGCUGAUGUCAGUAUGGACGAGGAUUGA